AAUGCAUCUUCUUCAUCUUUAGAUUCAAACACUCCUUCCGCUUCUUUGGCUGAUGUCAUCAACGUUCGUGGAAUCAAAAUCGCAGGUUGGACGAUCGAAACGCAUAGAGGUUCAAUCGCCGAUAGUAAAACGAUUGAUGACCUCUCUGAUUCUUGGGGUAUUCCAUUACCGGAAAUGCCGUUUGAUAAGAAUAAAUUGGUGAUCAGAUAUGAUGGCGAACAACAAUCAUGGCAAUAUUCAUUUGAUGGAAUGAGUGCAUUGCAAAGUGUUGAAGGAGUUAGUGAGUCCUCUGCCUUAAAAGGGCUGGAGCUCAAUCAAUCUGCAUCACACCACAAAGGCACAACAAGAUUCGGAGAAAAGCCAAAGAAGAAACGUGUUCAAGUCUCAUAUGCAAACGAAUGGGGUAAAAAGAGAGAUCAACAACAAAAAAGUCGUUCAGAUUCAGAUCAUAUACCUGGACCAGAAUCUAGAUCCAACUUCGGACCAGAAAUUGCAAUGGCAGCUGCAACGAAUUCAAUCGCAACAGCACGAGAUUUUGAUUGGACAUACACCUCUACAUGGCCAGGCAAAGAGGAUGUUUCGAAAGAGAAUGAACAAAGUCUUUUCGCUGCCGGUCAAGAUCCAAAUCGUGAUCGAAUCCCAAUUGAACGUCUUGGUCCACCGCCAACGCCUGGUGCCAAAGCUGAGCCGAUUUUAUUCUUUGAUGAUCUGAUCUUGUUUGAAGAUGAACUUGGUGAUAAUGGAACGAGUCUUCUUAAUGUCAAAAUUCGUGUUAUGCCUACUGGCUUAUUGGUGUUGCAAAGAUUCUUCUUACGGGUCGAUAACGUCGUCUUUCGUGUAUUUGAUACACGAAUGUAUGUUGGCUUUUAUGAUGAUCAAACAAUCAAUUCGCACACACCAUCUUUACAACAAGGACAAAAUAUCUCUAGAGCUACUGAACAGCUCACAAACCUUUCACUCGACUCUCAAUCACAAUCAACGCCCGCUCUGGCCUCACCGUUCCGCGUGAUUCGUGAAUGCAGCGGAUUAGAAGAACCUUACACUGCUAUUCGAUCAAGAUUGCCGCCGUACAAGCCAAACGAUUUAUCGCCUUUGACAGAUGUAGGAUGGGUUGCACAACAAUUGACAAAAAUGGAAGAAGAUCGACAAAGAAAGUUAUUCACAGCACACCAAUCACGAGCAGGAACCCAUCCCGGUACUACCGUAUCACUUGAACAAUCGGAUCCUACGCAACCUGCCGUCUUGCCAAGCGAUACCGUACCGGGACAAGAAUCUAAUCGCAUCUUGGGUGAAGUCGAAGAUGACGCAGAAAAUCGAUGGGAAGGGCAGGGAUAUCGAGUAGAUGUUGCACUGUUG
This is a messenger RNA of Meira miltonrushii, 1356 nucleotides long. Its product is annotated as TIP41-domain-containing protein. NCBI's taxonomy places the organism in Eukaryota, Fungi, Basidiomycota, Exobasidiomycetes, Exobasidiales, Brachybasidiaceae. Gene Ontology annotation, cellular component: cytosol. The record is from RefSeq and is a predicted model, not a curated record. The transcript has a single exon. Gene Ontology annotation, biological process: TOR signaling. The annotation marks the transcript as partial.